AGAGCAGUCCUCGCUGACCUAGCUUGUGGUAAGAAGAUCCAGCGAGUAAACAGAUGAUUAUCUGUGAAGAGUUUCUACGUUGUGAAGAUCUCCGGCGGUGGAGCAUGCGGUUCUGAGGAAGCUGGCUUCACACCCAGUUCAACCGAGGAACCAGAAAAGCGAAGUCAUUGGAGUUGUGGAGUUUGGAAGAAUUCAUCAUUGCAAAGCGGCGUUUUUGUUUGUUGCCUGAAAGUUUAAUGCGAAGGAGCGAGGGACAAAUAUAUAUAUUUAAAAAACAAAACAAAACAAAACAAAAACAGGAGCAAGAAUGAGACAAAAAUCAACUGGUUGCGGCUGACUUCACACACCAGAAACCCAGCUUUCUACCGGCAGUAACUUUCUGCGGGAACAUAAGAACAUAAGAACAUAAGAACGGCGAAGACUGGCGAUACUCGUAAUAUUCGCCAAUACCUUGGAUUUAACCCGCUGGACACAGGUGUCUAACCAAACAACAACACCGCUGCUUAUCGCUUGCAUCUGUUUAUCUGCGUUUGUAUCAGACCGUGAUAGCCGAACCCUGUGUAUUGAUCUUGAUGAGGAGACGGAAAGCAGGGUGCCACAGUGGAAAGGCAGUCGCUGAACAUAGUUCACUAUACCGCUACACACAUAUAGUUCAAUACUAUACCGAUACCCCCACUGAAUCAUCUUAUUGACUCCUCGUUAAACAUAACACUUGUAUCAGAAGUAUAUUCAUCUCAAAGGAGAUCAAAUGUCCUCCUGUAGCAGCGGCUCUCCUCCAUCCCUGCAGAAAUCUUACCCCCAUCCUCAACACCUAGCUGCUCCACCGACUCCUUCGCCGUCCCCAAGCCCACCGACAGCUCUCUGCAGCCGGUUAUCGAACGGGAGCCUGAGCGCCCGGAGCCCUACGAACUGUCGAAGUUCUUCUAUCCAUGGGGUAUCUUUCCUACUGCAGAUUGGACUGACCAGGGAAACUGUGACCGUCGAAUCUCAGGAACCCUCGCUAUCCGCUGUGAAAGACCUAGUCUGCUCUAUUGUGGACCAAAAGUUCCCAGAGUGUGGUUUCUUUGGCAUGUACGACAAAAUCUUACUGUUUCGCCAUGACCUGAACUCUGAAAACAUCCUGCAGAGGCUGCUGUCAGCGGAAGAGAUCCAUGAAGGAGACCUGAUCGAGGUGGUCCUCUCUGCCCUGGCCACAGUGGAAGAUUUCCAGAUCCGACCCCACACUCUUUAUGUGCACUCUUACAAAGCGCCCACCUUCUGUGACUACUGCGGGGAAAUGCUGUGGGGCCUUGUGCGCCAGGGCCUGAAGUGUGAAGGGUGUGGGCUGAACUACCACAAACGCUGUGCCUUUAAAAUACCGAACAACUGCAGCGGAGUGAAGAAGAGGCGCUUGUCGAAUGUCUCCCUGCCAGGACCUGGGCUGCCUGUCCCAAGACCUGCUCCCAUUGAACACACAGCAGUGUGCAUUGAGGAGCAGCGCUCUCUCCAAGAGGCUGGCAAGCGCAUCCCUUCCUGGAGUGGCCGUCCCAUUUGGAUGGAGAAGAUGGUGCUGGGGCGGGUGAAGGUUCCUCACACCUUCGCUGUGCACUCCUACACGCGGCCCACAAUCUGCCAGUACUGCAAGCGCCUGCUCAAGGGCCUCUUCCGCCAGGGCAUGCAGUGCAAAGAUUGUAAAUUUAAUUGUCACAAACGCUGUGCAUCCAAAGUCCCCCGAGACUGUCUUGGUGAAGUUUUCUUUAAUGGAGAGCCUGCCAGCCCAGGACCGGACUCCGAGCAGCCCAUGGAGAUGGAGAGCGGGGACGUGAGCAGUGACUGCAGCAGAGGGCUGGACGACCCGGAGGAGCACUCCACCCCCGAAGACAAGAUCUUCUUCAUGGAUUCUCCUGAUCUGGACGGGGAGAAAGAUGAAGUGAAGACGAUAAGUCCUUCUACAAGCAGCAACAUCCCUCUGAUGAGAGUGGUACAAUCCAUGAAGCACACGAAAAGGAAGAGCAGCACCAUGGUCAGGGAGGGGUGGAUGGUGCACUACACAAGCAGGGACAACUUGAGAAAGAGGCAUUACUGGAGGCUGGACAGUAAAUGCCUAACUUUGUUCCAGAAUGACACCGGAGCCAAGUACUACAAGGAAAUUCCCCUCUCAGAAAUCCUCCAGGUGGACUCAGCUCGGGACUUUACCAAUCUGGCACAGAGCAGCAACCCUCACUGCUUCGAGAUCAUUACUGACACCAUGGUGUACUACGUGGGAGAAAGGAAUGGAGGGAGCUACCAGAACCCUGUGCUGGCUGCCUCAGGAGUGGGCUUUGAGGUGGCCCAAAGCUGGGAGAAAGCCAUUCGACAGGCACUCAUGCCUGUUACCCCACAGGCCAGCAUGGGCACUGCAGCAGGACAAGGAAAAGAUCACAAGGAACUGUCUGUCAGCAUAUCUGUUUCCAACUGCCAGAUUCAGGAGAAUGUGGAUAUAAGCUCAGUUUACCAGAUAUUUGCAGAUGAGGUUUUGGGAUCUGGACAGUUUGGAAUUGUAUAUGGAGGAAAGCACAGGAAGACUGGGAGAGAUGUUGCCAUCAAAGUCAUUGACAAAAUGAGGUUCCCAACUAAACAGGAGAGCCAAUUGAGAAAUGAAGUAGCUAUCCUUCAGAACCUGCACCAUCCUGGCAUCGUGAACCUGGAGUGCAUGUUUGAAACUCCAGAGAGGGUCUUCGUUGUCAUGGAGAAGCUCCAUGGCGACAUGCUGGAGAUGAUUCUAUCCAGCGAGAAAAGCAGGCUGCCGGAACGGAUCACUAAAUUUCUAGUGACGCAGAUCCUCGUGGCUUUGAGGCAUUUGCAUUUCAAAAACAUUGUUCACUGUGAUCUGAAGCCAGAGAACGUGCUGCUGGCCUCUGCUGAGCCUUUCCCUCAAGUGAAGCUGUGUGAUUUCGGCUUUGCCCGGAUCAUUGGGGAGAAGUCGUUCCGGCGCUCCGUGGUGGGGACCCCAGCCUACCUCGCUCCGGAGGUGCUCAGGAGUAAAGGGUACAACAGGUCCCUGGACAUGUGGUCUGUGGGUGUCAUUUUAUACGUGAGCCUGAGUGGCACAUUCCCAUUCAAUGAGGAGGAAGAUAUCAACGACCAGAUUCAAAAUGCAGCCUUUAUGUACCCACCAAAUCCCUGGAAAGAGAUUUCUGGUGACGGCAAAGCGACUGACUUAAUAAACAAUCUUCUUCAAGUGAAAAUGAGGAAGCGCUACAGUGUGGACAAGUCCCUCAGUCACCCCUGGCUACAGGAUUAUCAGACUUGGCUGGAUCUCAGGGAGUUUGAGACUCGGAAAGGAGAGCGUUACAUCACACACGAGAGUGACGACGCACGCUGGGAGGAGUAUGCGGAUGAGCACAGCCUUGCACACCCCAAGCACUUCAUAAUGGCACCCAACCUCGACGACAUGGAGGAGGAUCCCUAAUCACAGAAAUCUGUUCACGGGCUAGUCUAGAGUGCAGGGGCCCUGCCGCUGUACGCUCACAAAGCAACCUGGAACUGCUCCACCAGAACCAAGCACACACUGCUUCUGCUGGGUCUGCCUGGCCAGAUUGUUACCUAGCAACCACACAUGUACACUGGACUGUUAAGGACUGUGUGGCUAGGCCAGGAAUGUCACACAGGUGUGGGUGUUAACUUGUAACUGAGAUAUAGCUUGUCUUUUAUCUCACUGCCUUCUUACAAGCCAUAAAAUACUAGUUUACUGAAGUCCGUGUUAGAGGCUACGAAAAUAUUACCUGGUGGGAACAAAACUUGCACUCAACAGCACAGCCAGAAAAGGGUUAAAGCUUGGACCAAAUGAAACAGUGAGAGCAUGGAUAUUUAUAUUGACUGUCCCAUUCCAUAGAAAAGUCUAGCGUAGUAUAAGCAGAGUGUGA
Polyodon spathula (Mississippi paddlefish) is the source of this 3884-nucleotide messenger RNA. RefSeq names its product serine/threonine-protein kinase D3-like. Lineage: Eukaryota; Metazoa; Chordata; Actinopteri; Acipenseriformes; Polyodontidae. The record is from RefSeq and is a predicted model, not a curated record. The coding region runs from base 749 to 3430 and encodes 893 amino acids. Gene Ontology annotation, biological process: protein phosphorylation. The transcript is spliced from 19 exons. Gene Ontology annotation, molecular function: ATP binding; protein serine/threonine kinase activity.